Molecule: messenger RNA, 1911 nt
Organism: Mandrillus leucophaeus (drill)
Lineage: Eukaryota; Metazoa; Chordata; Mammalia; Primates; Cercopithecidae
Gene: TMEM11
Product: transmembrane protein 11
Exons: 2
Coding region: 890-1525 (211 amino acids)
Biological process (GO): inner mitochondrial membrane organization
Cellular component (GO): mitochondrial inner membrane
Source: RefSeq, a predicted model, not a curated record
AAGAUGGCCGCUUGGGGAAGGAGGCGUCUUGGCCCGGGCAGCAGUGGCGGCAGCGCCCGAGAGAGGUGAGAUCCAAGGGCUUGUUGCCCACGGUGCAGGCGGCUCAGGGGCCGGAGAGCCCAGCGCGGCCUCCGGGGGCUGCAGCAGCCUUCCUGCCCUGGUAUCCCCGGGCUCCCCCGACCCCCGCCUGGCAUACGGGGUUCCAGUUCCGGAGGAUCCGGGAUCCGGGUAGGAGCGAGGUCGAAGGCUUCGGCGGAGAGCUUAGGGGAAGGGGCGUUAGCCGGGCUGGGUAAGGUGGGCAGCGGCCAUGCGGGGUGGGGCUCGAGGCCGGGCCGUGCGGAGAGGAACUGGCGCCCAGCGCAGGCCUCAGGGACCCGCCUAGCCGCGGGCUGAUCGGCGGCCGAAGCACCCUUCCCGCUUGGCCGCGCGCGUGGCCAUCUCGGCCGCGGCCCCCAACGUGGCGAGGAAGGCAGGGCCCCUGGAGAGAGAAAGAAGGUGAAGCCUUCACAGAGCAGGCCGGCCGCGGCAGGGGUAGUUUGAUCUGCACGUUUACCAGGGAGCUUUAGCUCCCACCACAUGUGUCUCUUCCGGGCCCAGAGCCGGCCACUUCCUCGAGGGGCGAUUCUGGAGACUUUUGGAUGGUUCCGUGCAAGCGCUCCUGCCGUGGAAGUCAAUUAAAGUGACCUUUCCUAAUGAAUGGUGUGUGGGUAGGGAGCUAGGAACGUGUUUCUUCCAACAGAGACCUCCAUUUGAGUAACUGAUUUCUAGAAGAUGAGAUUGGAGUAGUUUCCGUGUUACAUGUUCAAGUUGCAGUUUUUGCUUCUGGGAAGCAGUUGCAGCUAGUGGAAGCCACUAGAAGCUGUUCAGCCGCUAGAAGUUUUGGGAGAGGAUGUAUAUUGGUGGAGCCACCUGGAUGAACUAUCCGCUAAAGCUUGAUUGUAACAGCAGCGGUCAGCAAAAAAGGAAAGUUUUGGGUUUGCUGUUGUUGUUUUUUUCCCCGUCUCUUUGGGUGAGCUUGUCGGCCACAGACUGCUACAUUGUGCACGAGAUCUACAAUGGGGAGAAUGCCCAAGACCAGUUUGAGUACGAGCUGGAGCAGGCCCUGGAAGCCCAGUACAAGUACAUUGUGAUUGAGCCCACGCGCAUCGGCGACGAGACGGCCCGCUGGAUCACCGUGGGCAACUGCCUGCACAAGACGGCCGUGCUGGCGGGCACCGCCUGCCUCUUCACCCCGUUGGCUCUGCCCUUAGAUUAUUCCCACUACAUCUCCCUGCCCGCUGGUGUGCUGAGCCUGGCCUGCUGCACCCUCUAUGGGAUCUCCUGGCAGUUUGACCCUUGCUGCAAGUACCAAGUGGAGUACGACGCCUAUAAACUGUCGCGCCUGCCUCUGCACACACUCACCUCCUCCACCCCAGUGGUGCUGGUCCGGAAGGACGACCUGCACAGAAAGAGACUGCACAACACGAUAGCACUGGCCGCCCUGGUGUACUGUGUAAAGAAGAUUUACGAACUCUAUGCCGUAUGAUCUCAGUAGAACAGGGAGCGAAGCAAAAACCACCUGGCCCACAAGAGACAACAGAGUCUUCAGAUCGCCACAGUCACGUUUCUCACUCUGUGAGGCAGCAGAGCCUGGGAAGGUGUUUGGCUUAAUAUUGGUUAUUUUUUAAAAAAUAACAGAUCACGGGUGUACCCAGGGUUUUUCAGCUCAUUACACUAAGAUGUGGAUUUCCAUAACCCAAGAGGGGGGGUCUGAGGCUGUGGAAGUCCGAUUGGGCAGUGGAACGCUGACGGAGGCAGACGCUGCUGAGGGGGUGUGGACGUGCUUUGGGGGAGGUCUUUAAGUCUAUUGUUUAACUGUACCAUCCAGAGCCCACCAGAAGCUAUUGACCAUUAAAAUUAUGAGAAUUUCAA